UUCUUCGUGUACUUAUGCACGUUGACAUGGACGUAAUAUUUACGACAUUUCUAAGUUUUCGAACGUAUCGCAUCUCAUGUCUUAUAAGCUCUAAUUAGAAAUGAACUGCUUUUGAUAAAAUUGUCAAAUUGCGUUAAAAGAAAUGUGAUUAAAUAGUGGUCUAUUACGUACAAGUGAUCAAAAUGUAUCGAAAAAUGGUGUGGUGUUACAUUUUUGUAUUGACUUUAUUGGAUAUAUCUCUAAAUACUAAACUGACAGCUCAGGGAAAGAGUCACGGAAUAACUGUCCACGAUUCCUUAAUUGAAGGGAUAUCCUUUCAGGAAUGGGGUAAAGAUUCAGUAGGGGAGAGCGGUGGGGGCGGGUCCGGCGGCGCGGUGCCGGCGGGCGCGCUGCGGCUGUCGCCGGCGGCGCUGUCGUUCGGCCGCGCGCAGCUGGCGGCCGCGCACGCCCUCACCGUCACGCUCACCAACACCGCCAACACCACCAUGCACCUCGCCUCCGUCGCCGGCACCACGCCCGACUUCCACGCAUCCUUCUUUGACUCUAAGACGCUGGCGCCGCAGGCCAACACCACGUUCACGGUGGUGUACCUGGGCCGACACGAGGGCCUCGUCUCCGCGCACCUCUACAUACACACCUCGCUCGGAGUACACAAGUAUCCUGUAUCGGCAGAGGGCGUGGCGAGCGAGUGGGACGUCUGGCCGCUGAUCGGGAUUCGUGUCCCGCUGAAUGCGACCGUGGACCCGCUGCUCACGAUGUACAAUCCCACCGAUCAAACGAUACAGGUGAGCGAGGUGUACGCGUCGGGCGCGUGGCUGCGGCUGCAGCUGCCGGCCGGCGGCGCGGCCGCCGCGCGCCACGCCUGGGCGCUGCCGCCGCGCGCCGCGCGCCCGCUCGUGCGCCUGCUGCUCGCGCCGCCGCCGCACCACCAGCACCAGCACCAGCACCAGCACCAGCACCAUCAGCACCACCAGCACCUCCAGCACCAGCCGCUCACCGCCUAUGUCAGGAUCAAGGCGAACAUGUCGGGCGGCGGGCUGGUGGUGGCCGUGGAGGCGCGGCGCGCGGCCGCCGGCGAGCACGCGCGCCCGCUGCAGCUGCGCCUGCGCCUGCGCGGCGCCGCCGACCCGCCGCACACGUGGCAGCUGGAGGCGGGCAACAGCGCGGCGGCGAGCGUGCCGCUGGCCGCGCACGUGUGGGCGGCGCGCUGCGGGCCCGCGCCGCUCGCGCCGCCGCCGCCGCCGCCGCCGCCGCUCGGCGCCGCCGCCGUCAACGGCGCCACCGCUAACGGCGCGAGCGGCGCGGGCGCAGCGGGCGUCGUGGCCAGCACGCUGCUGCACGAGCUGCCGCCGCACGCGCCGCCCAUGCCCGCCGCCACGCUCACGCUGCACUUUUCGCAACUGUGGGAGAAUUACCUAUCGGAGAUGGAGGCGGAGAGGAGGCUGGAGGCGGAGAGUUCGGCACGCGGCGCGUGGUGCGCGGGCUGGGUGCGCCUGGGCCGCGCCGCCGUGCCCUACAGCGUGCGGCUACUGCCCGGCGGCGUGCGAGCCCUGCCCGCCGAGCUACACUUCAUAACUGCGAAGGGAGAGGAGGUGUUCAAGGAGCGCGAGUUGCUGUUUCGGAACGAUUUCCCCGUUCCGAUCGAAAUUAUUGAUAUCGAAUACGGGCCCGACUACGAUAAAUAUUUCCAUCGCGCGGCGUGGCGCGGCGCGGCGGCGCUGGCGGCGGGCGGCGCGCGGCGGCUGCGCGUGCGGCUGCGCGCGCCCGCGCCCGCCACCGCUGCGCGCGCGCACCUCACGCUGCGCACCAACGCCUCCGCGAUCACUGUGCCGCUGCACGUCUACGCCGGCACCUUCCACUUCGAGUGGGAGUGGCCGGGCCGACAGGACGGGCAGGACGGGCGGCUGCGCGUGGGCGCGCUGCCGGCGGGCGCGGCGCUGCGCGUGCGGCUGCGCCUGCGCAACCCGGCGCCGGUGGCGCUGUGCGCGGCGCGCGCCGCCGCCGCCGUGCCGCGCGCGCGCGCCGCGCUGCAGCUGCGCGGCCGGCGCUGCGCCGCGCCGGGCGGCAGCGUGGCGGCGGCGCUGCGGCUGGCGGCGCCGGCGCGGCCCGGCCGCCUGGCGGGCGCCGUCUGGGUGCGCUCGCAGCACGCCGCCGCGCGCGCCGCCGUCUCGCUGGCCGCGCGCGCCGGCCGCCUGCGCGCGCCGCCGCUGCUGCUGCCCGCCGCCGCGCCGUAUACAUGGUCGUCGGCGCCGCUGAUACUGGAGAGCACUAUGACCAUCACUGUGCGCGUCCUCAACGUGACGCAGCCGGUGCCCGACCCCGCCGUUAUAUUUGUGAAAGAGGGCUCGGGCACGGUGUGGGGCGGGCGGCACGCGGUGGGCACGGUGCACUACGCGGCCGAGCGGCUGUGCGAGCCCGCGUGCUACGCCGGGCUGGCGCUGCAGUCGGCCGACGGCGCGGCGUGGCUGCGGCGCGCGGCGGCGGCGGCGGCGGCGGGCGACGCGGCGCGCGCCGCGCUGGCGGCCGACGCCGAGCUGGCGGCGGCGCGCCGCGCGCUGCUGGCGCGGCUGGCGCCGGCCGCGCGCAACCUCACGCUGCACCUGCACACCGACCAGGUGGCGCAGGUGGCGGCGGCGGGCCGCGUGCGGCUGCAGUGGCCGCGGCUGGCGGCGGGCGGCGCGGCGGCGGGCGCGGCGGCGGUGGGCGGCGCCGAGCCGCUGCGCGUGCGCGUGCGCAACCCCGCCUCGCGCGCACUGCUGCUGCAGCCCGUGCUGGCCGCGCCGCUGCACCGCCGGCUGCUGCACCACACGCACCACCGGUGGAGUGAAGUGGAAACCAUGUGCGGAAGCGAGGGCUGCGUGUGGGAGCGUGAAGCGUUUGAAUUACGGGAGUGGCGCGCGGCCCGCGGGGAGGUGCGGCUGUGGGCGGGCGAGGAGGGAGAGGGGGCGGACGCGGGGCAGGGGCAGGGGCCGGGGCAGGGGCAGGGGGCGGGGGCGGCGCCGCUGCUGCUGCUGGCGGCGGGCGCGGAGCUGGAGCUGCACAUGAUGUUCACGCCGACGCGCGCCGCGCCGCUCGCCACGCUGCUCUACCUGAGAAAUAACUUGACCAUAUUGGAGAGCAUGCUGAUCUGGGGUCGCGGCGUAUAUCCGACGUUCGAGCUGGACGGCCGGCAGCCGGGCAGCGACGACCCGAUACUAUUCGAGGUGAGCUCGUGCGGCGCGGCGGGCGCGGCGGGCGGCGCGGUGCAGCGCACGGUGGUGGCGCGCAACACUGGCGCGGUGGCGGUGCGGCUGCGCGACUGGCGGCUGGCGGGCCGGCCCUGCGCCGCGCGCGGCUUCCGCCUGCAGCCGUGCGCGCCGCUCACGCUGGCGCCCAACCGCUCGCGCGCGCUCACGCUGGCCUUCGCGCCCGACUACUCGCUGGCGCGCGUGCCCGCCGCGCUCACCGUGCGCGCCGGCGCCGCGCGCGCCGCCUUCGCGCUGCUCGGCGCCGCGCCGGCGCGCCUGCUGCCCGCCUGCGCCGCGCGCCUGCCGCGCCCGCCCGCCGAGCCCGCGCUGCGCGCCGCCGCCGCCACGCUGGCGCUGGCCGCGCUCGCGCUCGUGCUGGCCGCCGCCGCGCUCGACGCCGAGCGCGGGCUGCGGCGCGCGCGCGCCGCCCGCCAGCCCGCGCCGCCCGCCGCGCCGCUCGACCUGCGUGCGCUGCCCGCGCCGCCGCCGCCGCCGCCCGCCGCGCCGCGCCCACCGCCAGCGCGCCGCCGCCGCGCCGCGCGCCGCCCGCCCGCGCCGCUCGACCCGCUCGCCGAGCGCCGCGCCUUCGAGCGCUGGCGCGCCGAGGUACUGCGCCGCGCCGCCGAAGACGACGACCGCUCCAGCGAGGACGCCGACCUGGACCCCGAGACGGCCGCGGAUGCCGCGCCACCCGCCGAGGCCGCUCCGCCUACGCCGGAACCGCCUCCGCCCGAGCCCGACGAGUUCGAAACGCUCGAGGAGCACGCCGGCGACGGCCCCGACGAGGACGGCGCGUUCACCGGGUCCGACGCGUCGACGCCGAGCGAGGAGCGCGACGAACCUGACGAGGAGCGGGACGAGGGCGACGACGAACCACCCCCGAUCGCGAGCACGCCCCCCGACGAGGUUCGCAGCGGACCGCGAGAACCGGAGACGCGCACUGUCCCCACCGACGGAGACGCAGCGACGAGGACGGCGCGCGGCCGCCGUUCGAGCAGUCCCGGGCGGCGCGCCGAUCGACCGCGCGGACCCGACACUGAACCGGCCCGACCACGGGGCGCGGCCGCGCGCCACCACGGCCGCAAAGAGAAGGCAACGCGACGGCGCGGCGCCGAGCGGGCACCCGCCACGCCGCCGCGGGCGCCGCCCACGCCCGGCGACGUGCGUGCGCCGGCCGCGCUGCGGCGCGGCGCCACAUGGAGCUCAGUGGUGGCGGAGGGCGCGGGCGGCGGCAGCGGCGCGACCGGCGUGGCGCCGCAGCUGGCACCCAUCGGCUCGGACGUGCGACGGCGCGCCGAGGCAGGCCGGCCGGGCGCCAACUCGCUGUUCUACUUCAACGAGUCGCCGCCGCCCGCGGCGCCCGAGCCGCAGUACGCGUGGCGCGCCCCGUCCUCCGACUGUGCGCCGUUCUCGACGCCGACUCAUCCUUACAGAGAAAUGGCUGAACAGCCCGGCGCGGUGGGCGGCUACGGGUCUAUCGGGUCGGUGUGGGGCGGCGCGCUGGAACCGCAGGCGCAGCCGGCGGCGGCGUGGCUGUGGGGCGCGUACGGCGGCCGCGGCGCCGCGCCGGCGGCGGCAUCGGCGGCGGCGCCCGACGUGCGGCCGCCGCCCGGCUUCGGCGCGAGUCCGCGGCCGGCGCCGCGCACGUACGACCCGUUCCAGUCGCUGGCCUUCAUCUGGGGCCCGGGCCGCGUGGACUGGCGGCCGGAGCCCGACGACAAGGACGGCCAGUGAGCCCCCGCCUGCGGUCGCGCCGCUCUAGUCGUGCACCCCCGCGGCCGCGACCCGCUCUCGAUAUGUUUACAGUGUUCCCUACUCGAUCGUCUAUUUAAGACUGAAUAAACUUACGUUUCUAAAAUUA
This is a messenger RNA of Galleria mellonella (greater wax moth), 5088 nucleotides long. RefSeq lists its product as uncharacterized. The record is from RefSeq and is a predicted model, not a curated record. The transcript is spliced from 20 exons. NCBI's taxonomy places the organism in Eukaryota, Metazoa, Arthropoda, Insecta, Lepidoptera, Pyralidae. Gene Ontology annotation, cellular component: membrane. The coding region runs from base 183 to 4961 and encodes 1592 amino acids.